AUGUUCAACUUGAAGAUCUUCGUCACUUCCUUCCUCCCUCUCCUCCCUACCCUGGUGAGCGGAUAUGCCAACCCUGGCGCCUGCUCAGGGACUUGCGUAAACACGCAUGACCCCUCGAUCAUCCGCCGCUCUGACGGCACCUACUUCCGUUUCUCGACGGGCGGCAAGAUCGCUGUCCACACGGCGCCGGACAUCACGGGACCAUGGACCUACCAGGGGGCUGCUCUCCCGGACGGUUCUUCCAUCGACCUUGCUGGCAGCGAUGAUCUCUGGGCGCCCAGCGUCCACUUGAUCGGAAGCCUGUACUACCUGUACUACUCGGUGAGCACGUUUGGGUCGCAGAGCUCGGCGAUUGGCCUGGCGCGGUCGUCGACGAUGGACGUGGGGAGCUGGACGGACGUGGGCAGCACAGGCAUCAAGUCGGACUCGACGAAGGCGUACAACGCGAUCGAUCCGGCGCUGAUCAACGCGGACGGCACAUACCUCCUGACGUUCGGGUCGUUCUGGAAGGACCUCUACCAGGUGCAGAUGAAGGGCACGCCGACGGCAGCAAGCAGCUCGGCGUACCAGGUGGCGUACGACGCGGCGGACACGGCGAUCGAGGGCCCGUUCAUGUUCAAGUACGGCAGCUACUACUACCUGUUCUACUCCAAGGGCACAUGCUGCGGGUACGACACGAGCCGGCCGGCGGCGGGAGACGAGUACAAGGUCCUGGUGUGCCGGUCGUCGUCGGCCACGGGCGGGUUUGUCGACAAGAACGGCGUGUCGUGCACCAACGGCGGCGGCACGAUGGUGCUGGAAUCGCACGGCACGGUGUACGGACCCGGAGGCCAGGGAGUCUACGACGACCCCACGUACGGCCCGAUUCUCUACUACCACUACGUCGACACGACGAUUGGGUACUCGGACGGGCAGAAGCAGUUCGGAUGGAACACGAUCGACUUCUCCAGCGGGUGGCCGGUGGUGUAG
This is a messenger RNA of Diplodia corticola, 969 nucleotides long. Its product is annotated as glycoside hydrolase family 43 protein. Bases 1 to 969 code for a protein of 322 amino acids. The transcript has 6 exons. Gene Ontology annotation, molecular function: arabinan endo-1,5-alpha-L-arabinosidase activity. The record is from RefSeq and is a predicted model, not a curated record. Gene Ontology annotation, biological process: carbohydrate metabolic process. NCBI's taxonomy places the organism in Eukaryota, Fungi, Ascomycota, Dothideomycetes, Botryosphaeriales, Botryosphaeriaceae.